Molecule: messenger RNA, 964 nt
Organism: Alnus glutinosa
Lineage: Eukaryota; Viridiplantae; Streptophyta; Magnoliopsida; Fagales; Betulaceae
Product: light-inducible protein CPRF2-like
Exons: 1
Coding region: 56-703 (215 amino acids)
Biological process (GO): positive regulation of DNA-templated transcription
Cellular component (GO): nucleus
Molecular function (GO): transcription cis-regulatory region binding; DNA-binding transcription factor activity
Source: RefSeq, a predicted model, not a curated record
CCCUUUCUCCCUCCUUCCUCCCUCCCCCUUUCUGUUUUAGCAACAUUCUGAGCCCAUGUUGUCCGCAUAUCGGGUUCCCUUGCCGGUCGAUACCAUGUUCGGAAACCCAUUUUCGGCUUUCGAUGCCGGCUUUACGCCGUGGGACUGCCCCGAAUUCUUCCCAUCCAUCCAAUCCCCUGAACCCGUCUUUUCUAACUCCGGUUCUGAGGCUUUGAUCCCGUCCCCGGCAUGGGAACCGGAUGCUUUUCAUUCUCCCAAACCGGUCAUUUCGAGUUCCGGUUCGGAUGAUCCGGACCAAGGCCGAAACCCGAAUCAUUUGAAUUCCAAUUCCGGUUCGGACGAACCGAAACCUAGGGGAGAGGUGUCUCCGGUGGACGAGCGGAAACGGAGGCGGAUGAUAUCGAACCGGGAAUCGGCCAGAAGGUCACGCAUGCGUAAACAGAAGCACUUAGAAAACCUAAGGAACCAGGCGAACCGGUUUAGGAUCGAAAACCGAGAUCUUUCGAACCGCUUGCGCUUCUUUUUGUAUCACUGUCACCGCGUACAAACAGAGAACAAUCAGCUCCGGUCCGAAUCCGACAUGCUCCGACACAGACUGUUGGAGAUAAAACGAAUUAUGGUCUUCCGGCGACUGCAACAACCCACAACUGCAUGGCCAUGCAACACUGCUAUGUCCGAACCAAUCCCACCAUUAAUUGCAUGAUCUUAACUAUAAUAACGGCUUCACUUGAACCUAGCUAAAACGAGAACAAAUAGUCCUCUCUCUCUCUCUCUCUCUCUCUCUCUCUCUCUCUCUCUCUGUAUAUCAAGAAAUAGCUGCUAAAGAAAAUGGUGGGGUAGUCAGUGAUUUUUGGGAAAGAAUGGUUUGGAGAAAAUGUCAGUCUUCUACGAAACUAGGGUUAUUAUGUAAAAACUUUAGUUAGUGUUUGGUGUAUUAAUUAAAGCAUAUAUUUUAUUGUUUUUC